CCUAGUGUUGUCACGGCCUUGGAGCGCCCGUGGGUGUCGGUGGGUUGUGAGAAGUCUGAGCUGGGGAGGAGCACGUGAAGGCGGCGCGGCGGAGCGGAGAAAGGGGCAGAGGAGCAGACCGUGUGUUCAGCCGCUCGCUGUUUGGCGCCAACCGAGUAAAGCGAAAUAAAACAGUCCGAUCCUCGUUUAUUUAUUCCUCCCGGAACAUUCGAGCUCGGCCACCGCCGCCGCCACCGCUCGGUGUGUUAGCCUGCUAGCAUCGGCCGCACACCACCCCCCGUUGUCAUAUUAAUGUGACUGUGGCCCCCUCGUCUCUGUGGCCACGAUACUAAUAACUCGGCAGCGGCGGAGCGCGGGGACAAUAGAGGCGUGUUUCUCCUGGAGGAGCCGAGCAGACACAGCGCCAAAAAAAUGGGGAGGAAGUCCAACAGAGCAAAGGAGAAGAAGGCCCGGCGUCUGGAGGAGAGGGCGGCUAUGGACGCUGUCUGUGCAAAGGUGGAGACUGCCAAUAAGCUGGAUGAUCCACUGGCUGCCUUCCCAGCUUUCAAAAAAUACGACAGAAACGGGCUGAACCUGCAGAUAGAGUGUAAGCGAGUGACCACCCUCAACCCACUGUCUGUGGAGUGGGCCUUCGAACUCACCAGAGCCAACAUGCAGACACUGUACGAGCAGAGCGAGUGGGGGUGGAAGGAGAGGGAAAAGAGGGAGGAGAUGAACGACGAGAGGGCGUGGUACCUGCUGGCCCGUGACGGCGACUCCGCCCCUGUGGCCUUCUCUCACUUCCGAUUCGAUGUGGAGUGCGGGGAGGAGGUUUUAUAUUGCUAUGAGGUGCAGUUAGAGAGCAGAGUGCGGAGGAAAGGACUCGGCAAGUUCCUAAUCCAGAUACUACAGCUCAUUGCUAACAGUACACAGAUGAAGAAAGUGAUGUUGACAGUUUUCAAACACAACCAUGGGGCUUACCAGUUCUUCAGAGAUGCUUUACAGUUUGAGAUCGACGAAACUUCGCCGAGCAUGUCCGGUUGCUGUGGUGACGACUGCUCUUAUGAGAUCCUGAGCCGGCGGACCAAACACGGCGAGGCAUCGGCGGGACACACCCAUGGGGGGGGGCACUGCGGUGGCUGCUGCCACUGAUUCGACUCCAGUUACACCUUUUCUGAUUGGUUUAAAAAGCCAGCAACUUUUAAGGCUGUGUGUGAAAGCUUGAGCUGCCUGCUAUUCUGCAAACAUUUUGAGUUUGAAUGGUCAUCUCUACGGCCGUUUAAAAUGAACAGAUGGUGGAAUACCUGGCUACAGAUGUUGAUGUCACAUUGAGAUUCACAUGUCUCUUUGUUUCCCGCUACAAAGGCAGAAUGCAGUGUGAGCUUUCACACAUAGCUCCUGUUUGUCGUUUUCUACUUCUUGGUUCAAUGUCCAAUUCAUCUUUUCUCUCCCACUUAAUGAUUAUCAGUAGUUCCCAAUCAAGAAAAAAAAAAAAGCAGUUUGCCGACUUUAUUUCACAAGCCACAGUUAACCUCAUGCCAUCUUGCUCUCAUCUCCUAUUUUCAGACAUGACCUGCGGGUAAAAUUCAGAGAAUUGGCUACGGUGUUUACCCACAGUUUGCCUUUCACACAUGUACAACACAGUGGGAGGUUCUCUGCACAUUCCCAACAGCAACAAAUCCUCCACAUUAUUCAGGCGAGAAUAAGAGCAGCCGGGUGCUGCAGACAGAGGCAGGAAGUGAUGUAUUAACUCUGCUAUGGAAAUUACAUGGUUUCACAUAACACACACACACACACACCCCAACCAGUGUCGACUCUUAUCACCACAAACUCUCUUGAACUACUCGUGUAUUCUACGUAUAUGACACCACGUUUUCACCAGGAUGUAUUGGUUUUCUUUGUCUUUUUCGCGGGUGUCGUGAGUGAGAAGCAUCAUCAAGCCCUUGAAAACAGUCUCAGAAGUCUCCGUUGUAUUCUAACACGAAUAAUAUGCUAAUAUGGUUUGUUACAUUUUAUUUUAGCAAAAGCAUAUUUGCCCACAAUGCUACUAUCACAUGGUUACACUACCCAAUUAGCACGAACCACCUUCUCUCUUUGGGUGAUAACUAAAUGUAUAGACAUCUCCCCUGCUUUUAUUUUUUUAUAACUUAUGAGACAAGAUGUUCAAGGUUGCCUUUUUUUGACACCACUUCUUUCUCCCAAUGACUGAGGAAAAAAAACCUUUCAUUUUUCAUUUGUUGUGGUGAAUUUGCAUCCAACCCACAAAGUAAAUAAUGCUUUAAGCUCUCAUAUUUCAUAAUCAAGGACAUGGGUUGAAAAAUUUACUUUUUUACCCUUUAUCCCCCACCAUCUUUUCCUGGGAGAUUCACUUCCUGUUGCCACAUUUUCAGUUCUGUUAAAAAUAAUCCCAUGCUUCUCUACCACCUCCUCUUCAUUGUGCCUCUCUGUCCUCCCUCCCGUGUCCUAAAGGUGCUAAUGGAUGACGGCAGACGUGUUAAGCUUGCUCUCAUCUUGAGUCACCUUUGUACAGUUGCAUUUCUCCUGUUUGCCGCUUAGUUCGCUUUGUUUCCAAGAGGUACUGAUGAUAAACAAGUUGAUGCUGAUGCUACUUUUAGCUGUAUUUAAAAAAAACUACUAAAACCAUCUUCCAUCCCUUCUUAUAUAUUUUGUUAGCAUGAGCGAAUCAUAUUGCUUUAACAUGGAUGAGAAUCGAUAGUCACCACUUCAUUUCAUGGAAGGGGAUGGAUGCUGUUUUCCUUGGAUUAAGGAGCACAGAAGGCUGGAUGAGUAGACGGAUGAUAGAAGUAAUCGCAGAGCACUGAAGCUGUUCUUAUGGUCAUUAUUCUUCUCUUUACCUCAAUCGUGACGUGUUUUCCCAGCCCACUGUCAUUAGCUUGCAUGACAAGAUUUUAAAGAAGUUAAACAGAACUGAUAGUUAAUGUGGAUUCCACAACAGUGAUGCUGCCUCUGAAGGGUAGCUGCACUGUUUAAACCUGCACCUAAAGUCCUCAUCUGGUUCUUUUUAGCAUUACUGUAAUGUCUCAUACAAAUCUGUGCAUGUUAGACGUAUGUGAAAGGGCUGAUUGAGUGAAAUUGAAAGGUAAUGCUGGGGUAUGAGCAUCUUAGCAUUGAGUGGAGUUUUACUGUACAGCUGCUGAGAUGUGCGGUGUAGGAGUUCCACUGAGGAUUUUGGAUUCACUAGUCAACCCAGAAAGGCUGCUGUAACCACUUCAACCUUGUCGAUUCCAUAUCUGUUUACAGAACCUUCAGGGUAUUUUUGGACAGUUUCAAGCGCCUGUCAGCUGGGUUAAAGGCCUCCAUUAAAAAAAAAAUAAGUAAAACCCUUUAAUUUCAGAACUGUAUUCAGUUUGCGAGGACUUUACGUGUGGGCUGGAAGAGUGAAAAGAUGUUUCUUUACACUACAGAGGAUGGGAAUAUUCAUCCGUCUGAUGUGGCUGAGAGAGCCUUAACUAGAUACGGUUUGAGAUGUUUUUAAAACUGGUCUAAUCAUUGACCACUUGAGAUUUCAUACAGAUUAUUGCCUGGUUAGUAUGUUGAGAAUGAAAUACUAAAAUACAUUACGCAACAACAAAAAACCCUUGUGAAGUACGAAGUCUGGAACCUGAGGUGAACGUUUGUGCUUGUUUCAAACCUGGUGGAGACAAUAAAAUAGUCAUAUAAAAAUAUUCUGCACCUGUAGACAACAUGUUGGUGUUUCAUGCUUGUUUGAACUCCGAUCAUGAACAAGAAAAAACAAUUAAACAAUAUAUUGCUUGUUUUUGUUCUAGACUGCCUUCUGAUAAGUACAGUAAUUCAUUUUUUUUGUACCGCAUAGGUUACAGUAAAAAAAGGAUGUUGUACAUAGUGGUAGUUUAUAACCGACUGACAGUCUCUCUCAGGUUAAUCAAACGUAAUCAAACCUCAUCUGUUUUACUUUAACAGCCAUGUUGUCAGUUUGGUGUUAGCUGGAUUGAAUUGGCCGCAGCUCGGACCUAGAGUCAAUUUAUGUGUACCUUGUUUAAAUUAAUUCUGAUUUUUAAAACCA
This is a messenger RNA of Paralichthys olivaceus (Japanese flounder), 4024 nucleotides long. It is a transcript of the gene naa40, whose product is annotated as N-alpha-acetyltransferase 40, NatD catalytic subunit. Gene Ontology annotation, molecular function: protein N-terminal-serine acetyltransferase activity; histone H2A acetyltransferase activity; histone H4 acetyltransferase activity. The record is from RefSeq and is a predicted model, not a curated record. Gene Ontology annotation, cellular component: nucleus. NCBI's taxonomy places the organism in Eukaryota, Metazoa, Chordata, Actinopteri, Pleuronectiformes, Paralichthyidae.